Molecule: messenger RNA, 3684 nt
Organism: Penaeus vannamei (Pacific white shrimp)
Lineage: Eukaryota; Metazoa; Arthropoda; Malacostraca; Decapoda; Penaeidae
Product: transmembrane protein 222
Source: RefSeq, a predicted model, not a curated record
AACAAAUCGGUCAGUACUUCUGCACCCUGGGCUUGAAAAUUCUUAUUUCUCUUAGUAUUAAGCGCGUCACGGAGCAUUAAGAGUGUAGUGUUCUAGUCGGCCUUCAUGUUGUAAUGUCUGAGAGCAGUAGUUCCCCAGAGAGCCCUGUCAUCAUCGGAAAAAUGGACCACAAACGCCAUCGCUACCCAUGUUGCAUUGUCUGGACUCCUCUGCCACUACUUUCAUGGUUCAUACCCAUCAUUGGCCACAUGGGCAUUGCGACAACUUCAGGUGUAAUCCGAGACUUUGCGGGGCCAUACUUUGUUUCGGAGGAUAAUAUGGCCUUUGGCUGGCCGACAAAGUACUGGCCUAUGGAUCCCUACCGAGCUCAGGGAGGGCCGACUGCUUGGGACAGGGGCGUGUCCCUUGCGUCAGAGGAGUACCAGGGCAGAAUGCACAACCUGUUCUGCGACAACUGCCACUCCCAUGUCGCUAUGGCAUUGAACCUCAUGCAUUAUGAUGGCUCUACCAAGUGGAACAUGGUCAAGUUGUGUUUCCUCAUGAUGAUCCACAGUAAAUAUGUCAGUUUCUGGGCCUUUGUCAAGACCUGGCUGCCCUUCCUCUUGAUGGCUGGAGCUGUGACGGCUUUGGUUCUUCUUGUUUAAACGUUGCGCAAGAUGCCAAGGGACACAUCCGUCCUCAUAGAUGCACACUUAGGGAGGGCAUUGUUCACCAUUCAUAUUGGCGCAGUUUGGAAUGCGUUCAGGUGGAGAAGUUUUAUGACGAUGAGUAUUUAUUGUUUUAGUGAUUAAGAUCUGAUUAGGAUUGGAGAUGUGCCAAGGUAGUUACUCUAGGGAUAUGUUGAGCAAGUUGAUUUGUAUCAGUCAAUAGCCUGAUUUUCAUUCACUAUUUUUAUGAGUAUUAUGAGCAAUGCUAGAAUGCUGAAUUGUGAUAGAUAAUUGAGGGUUGAUUUAUAAGGGUUGUAAUAAUUUGAGUUAUAAUAGAUGUUAAUUCUGUGUACUACUUUUGAUAGCAGUAGAACAAACAGAUGAGGCAGUUAGUGUAAGAAAAAGAUCAGUGGUAAAUGUUACAAGAAAGAUGUUGCUUGGUUUUGUUAUUUGUGAAUAAAAGUCAUGUACUAGAUGCUAUAGAAAAAUGUAAGUGAGACAAAUAUUUUAAGAGAAGUCAUUGAUCCAUGUAAGAAAAUAUUUUGCUUAGUUUUGUGCAUUUGCGUCAUGCAAACUUUCUAACAUGAUUUUCAAAUUAUUUGGUCGGUUAUGUGUAGUUUCAGAAGUUGGAAUGUUAUUAAUUGACUCCAGAUGAAUUGAUGUCAAUGGAACCCAAAGGUACUAAUUUUUAAAAUUCCACAAAGCCCUGUAUCUACAAAAAUAUUAUAGGGAUCCUUUAGCUAACCUUGUAAUGCAUGCAAACUAGCAUUACACAUAUUUUGUUCUUUUUAUUACUGUAUGCAUAGUAUGAAAUGGGAAAAAGGAUAUUUAUUGAUGAAUUAAGUAAGAUAACCUGUUCAUUAUAGUUUAUAAUAAAAAAUCAGUCGAAUUUGAUUUGAAUACUUGGUACUGAAGAGAGACAAAAAGUGGAAGCAUUAUAGUGUGGACUGAAUAGAUUAUUUUAUUUUUCCUCAGUCAUCACAUGGGCACUCUAGCACCUCUUUGCAACCUCCAUGGGUUCUUUGGAGUCAGUCCCAUUUGGGGAACACAGAGGUAACCUAUGUCGUAAUUAAAACUGAGGGAUUGCAGAACAAUAUUAUUUGCUUUAUUUGAUAGGAGAGUAAGAUAAAUGUAUAGAACAGGUGGGAGCAUGAUAUUAAUUUAUUUCAAUACUUUUUCUGUACCUGUAUAGAACAGGUGUCCUUGUGUCCCAUACAGAAGGCAUGCCAUAGUUUGUAAAAAUGUGGUAUGUUUAACAAUUAAAUUCUAUGGAGGUUUUCCUACUACAGUUCUGUGAAAAAGAUGAAGAUUAUGGUAUUUGUAACAAGGAAAGUAAGUUUUACACUAAUUUGGAAGACAGACAGCUAUGAUCAUUAUUUUUUAUUUGAUUUCUGAUUCAAAAAUUAGUUUAAAAAAUUAUAUAUGGAUCCACAUAUAUGUUCUUUUACAUGAUUUGAAUGUGAUUAGUUCCUUGAUCUUACAUAAUUUCUGCAUUUCCCGUGAGACUGUAGCUUGUGUUUAGUAGGUCAAGUAUGUUCUUGAAAGGAUGAUAAUGAGAAACAAAUCUUGAUAAGCCAUUUUUUGAAGAUUAAGACAAAUGGAGCUCUAGACCUUUCAUAUGGCCUUGUGAUCGAGUAGGAUAAAACUUAAUCAUUAUUAUAAUUAUUAUUGUAAUAUAUCAUAAUGUAUGUGCACUGUUCAUACUUUUCUUUUUAUACAUUGCACUAUGGACUACAGGUAUGGUAGGUUUAGCCUUGUAAAUCAUAUUAUUUUUUCUGACUGAUAUUAAGGACUUAGGCUGACAAAAGUGUGAUACCUAUAUAUUUUUAAGGUUAUUAUUUUUUGUAUUUCUGUAUUAUGUCAUAUAGAAGUAGUAUCCCUUCAGAUGUUGAGGAAAUGGGUCUACAAAUCAAUCAUAGAAAAUCAAGAAAAUUAAUGGUUGAGUGGAAUGAAUCGUGAAAAAUGUAGAAAAAAAUAUAAAUGAGUAUUGAAUAACUUAAUACAAGAGAUGUUAUUGACUUAUUUUGAGAGUUUCUAAUUCAUCUUGUGUUGUGAAAAUAUUCUAUCUCAUUUAUACCUUUUUUCCUGAAUAUUACUUUUUUCAGAGAAUCUUCAGUAUGAAGAUUUUUUUCUCACAGUGAAUGAAGAAGCAUAGCAUUAUUUUUUUUUCUACGUAAUACAUUUAGAAAAAGAUCAUGUAUUGCUACUUGGUAAUAUUGUUACAGAAGAUGCCAGAUUAUUUGCAAUAUGGAUUGUCUUUUAUCUUGCAACUGUAAUGAUGAUAUUGAAAUCAGUUAUAUCUAAAUUAUUUCCUCAUUUGAUGCUACUGAACUCUUCAGGAAGAUUGAUACAGUGGUUGUAGUAUCACCUACGAGGGAGGUGACUGUGGAUCAACCACUGUGAAUCCAAGUGGUUGGAAAAAAGCAUAUCAUUCAUAAGCUUUGUACAUAUUGGGGUUACUCCCUUCGUUGGUAAAUAUAAUGGUUUUGUGUGUGUUCUAGUUGGAUGUCUGACUUGAUAUGGUUGUAUAUAAUCAUAACAUGAUAUGUAUGGUAUUUAUUGGCAAGUUAUCGGAAGUAUUGUUUAGGGUUGCUCUUCUUUUCUGUUCUUGGUUUCCUUUUUCUUUUUGAAGAAAUUGUUUAUUUGAGUUGUUUUAAAUGUUGAAAAAGUAUAUGGAGAUGCUUUAAUGAUGUUUAUAUUUGUUAACUUAUAUAACACUCUCAGAUUAUUAACCUCUCACAGACAGGUCCUGUAGUAUUACCCUUUAGGUUUUCUCAGCAUGUUUAAAACUGAAGGUGUUAAAUAAAUUACCAGAAGGUAUUAUCAGAUAUUAAAACCCUAUCAGGCAUUGUGCUAGAUUGUGAUGAUGAGGUACCUGCCAAUCUGUCUCCUGUGUGCAUUCACAAUUCCUAAGUACCUCAGUUAUUCCUCAUAAGACUGAAUAUGACAUUUGAGAUACAUACAUGCACAUAUACAGACUCACAUUUUUGGAAAUAUGGUAUAGAUGUAGACAAUAACAAAAGGUAAUACAUGUACA